UCAAAGGAAAUAAAUAGCAGCAAACUGCUAUUAGUGAGACGCUCGUGUGGUAUGAGUCAGUUGUCUGGCAGGUGGAGGCAAUUAAUGAAGCCCCACGUUUUACAUUUCUCUCAAAGAGGGAUUAGACCGUGUGUGUGUGUGUGUGUGUGUGUGUGUGUGUGUGUGUGUGUGCAGCAGGUCACAGAGUCCCACCACCUUUUUAACUCUGCUGCAGUGGAGACAUUCACACCAGAUCAUUAGUUUAAGACGCCUCAGCUUCAACUUGUCUGUUUGCUCUCAUCACUCUUCAGACUUAAUUAAACUACGUGACUGCAGACUGCAGAUGUCCAUCUUUGUGCUCAUUGGUUGUUGAUGCAGAUCUAUUUUGUCUGUGUAGUUCCUCCAUUGUUGCAUUGUGUUUGUCAUUUCAUUUCAGCUUUGGCUGAUUUGAACUUUGAAAAGAGGACAUUAUUCAAGCUGAUGCUCCGGAUGAUUAGACACAGCGUGCUCAGGUUCAUCAACCAACCUAUGAGGUGAUGAUGGAUUAAAGGGCAACUGUUAGAACUGGCUAAGUCCUUAUAAGUGUCAUUCUCUGCUGUCUGCCCUCAUCACAGCCCGAUGGUGACGGCUCAGCCUGAACCUGGUUCCGCUGCUGCAGGAAACUCCCUCUUAUCUGGGCUCCUCCUGACAAUAGCAGCGCUGUUUUCCGUGUCACUGGUGAGCAGGACCUGCCUACAAGCACACUGCAGCCAUGAGCCAGUCAGCCAAGCAGCUGCUCAUCAUCUAUGAAGCCGAGGCAGAGCAGUGGGCCAGUUACCUGCGCUCCGUCUUCACUGGGCCCAUCCCGGCGUCUGGGAUCUGCUGCUAUGACAUCACCGGGGGGUCCGGCCGGGACGAGCCGGUCCUGCGCCCGUUCGCCUGCAAGCUCGUGAUCCUGUCCAAGGGGCUGGUGGAGGCGCUGAGCCAGAGGCUGCGCGCCCUCCUGGCCCGCGUGCUGAGUCCCGCUGCCGGGGUGGUGGUGCUGCUGUGCGGCGUGGACAGCCUGACCCCGCUGCUGGAGCUGGUGCCGCUGGACGCCAACGAAUGCCUGCAGGUUUCCAGCGAGCAAGAUGCCAAUGAGUACCUGUCGGCUGUGACUGACGUCGUGAGGAAAGGUGUGGGUUCACCCUCAGCGGACCUCAACCCCGUGGCGUGCGGCGGGUCCGGAUCGGUGCUGGUGGUUCCGUCCAGGGUUCUCUGUGGGAGCUGCGUGGAGGUGUUCGUCCUCCUGAAGAACCGGGCCGUCGGCGGCGACGCCCAGCUGGAGUUCUCUGGUGGGAACCACACGCUGAGCGUGACGCCGGCCCGCUGGAACGAGCGCACGCUGCGUGUCAGCGCACCAGACUUUGCAGCGGGCCGCGUCACAGUCACCGUGCUCAGCGAUGGCGCUGCUCUGGGAUCAGCGGCGCUGCAGUACUGCAGCAGCACGGAGGAGCUGGGCCACAUCCUGUCCAGGCUGAUGGACCCCGUGCAGCUCAUGUGUGAGGCGCUGCAGGUGUCCUCGGUGGAGAAGCUGGAUCAGAGGCUGGCCUCCAUGCUGCUGGAGGCCAUGCCCGGUGAAGGGGUGCAGGGGCUGCGCUGGCCCGAGCAGCCGCAGACAGAGCUUCAGCGGGAGGAUCUGCCGUCCCUCCUCCACUUCGCGGCCCAGUUCGGCCUGCGGCGCGUGGCGCGUCUUCUCCUGCAGGUUCCCGGUGCCGCGCGGGCGCUGCACGCGGCCGACCGCCGCGGACGCACGCCCGCCGAGGUGGCGCGGGAGCACGGCCACGCGCAGCUGCACGCGCUGCUGAAGGAGACGCCGAAGGUGUCAAACGUCUCUGAGGACAGAAGUGACGCCGGCGUGUACGAAAUAAUGUGCACCGCAGAUGUGCAGAAGGAGCAACGUGGAGAAGAGGAGGAGGAGGAGGAGCAGGAGGAGCUCUACACGCCGCUGGGGGGAGAUGAUGAAUACGACACCAUCGUGAAGGCUGUGGACAUCGCCAACCGCCCACCUGCACCCACGCCUCGACCGGAGAGCACGGCGCUGCAGGACAGAACCCCCUUCAUCGCCCAAGUGUUCCAGAAGAAGACGGCGCCGCAGGCUGGUGCUGAUCUCUACUCACUGCCCACUAAACAAGCGCGAGGCCGAGGCGACGCCGUCUCCUCCACCUACGACGCCGCGGGGCCGAGGGUGAAGGCCGCUUCCGAGGACGAGGCCCAGCGGCGGCUCGGCAGCUGGCCUCGGGCCCAGAGGAGCACGUGCAGCCAGCAGGAGGCGCCGAGUCAGCGGAGAGCGGGCAGCGUCAGCAGCGGCGACGGCGUCUACGAUAAGAUCAACGUCGUUCAUCACUCGCCAAGUGCUGCGGCGGAAAAAAACCGGAGAAGAAACAAGUCGGUGGAGUCUGAUUUCUACAGCACACCGCUCAAAGGACAGCAUGCGAACUUCUUCUGGAAAGCUGACAAACGCUGAAGGCUCCUUUACCCAACACAGAAUCAGCCUUGGACUUCAUUUAAUCAAAUACAAUAAUAGAAUAUCACUUAUCUCUGUUUUGUAAUUAAAAGUACAGACUGAUGAAAUCACCUUCUAUUUGUUCAGCUCCAGUUGUGUCUAAUUAAUCAGUCUACUAACAAUCUUGAGUUGUGUGACAGUGUUUCAUGUCUGGAGUAAAUUGAAACCUCUUCUC
Molecule: messenger RNA, 2678 nt
Organism: Betta splendens (Siamese fighting fish)
Lineage: Eukaryota; Metazoa; Chordata; Actinopteri; Anabantiformes; Osphronemidae
Product: B-cell scaffold protein with ankyrin repeats-like
Exons: 17
Coding region: 731-2464 (577 amino acids)
Biological process (GO): negative regulation of phosphatidylinositol 3-kinase/protein kinase B signal transduction; B cell activation; negative regulation of B cell activation
Molecular function (GO): signaling receptor binding; protein tyrosine kinase binding
Source: RefSeq, a predicted model, not a curated record